This is a messenger RNA of Setaria italica (foxtail millet), 663 nucleotides long. RefSeq lists its product as uncharacterized. The record is from RefSeq and is a predicted model, not a curated record. The transcript has a single exon. Lineage: Eukaryota; Viridiplantae; Streptophyta; Magnoliopsida; Poales; Poaceae. Bases 91 to 393 code for a protein of 100 amino acids.
CGCAAGCAAAGCAAAGCGUAUCGCGAGCAAAAGGGCGACAGCCACUUGGCGAGAGAAAGAGAGAGCUCGAGAACACACAGCACAGCAGCAAUGGAGGGGCUGAUCCCGUUCGUGAUCGACGCGAUCAGGAGGAGCAACGAGCGGAGCGGCUACCGCUCCGUCUCGUCCGACGGCGGCAGCUCCCGCGGCGGUGGCAGCAGGCGGCACCUCAUCGACUACUACGAGCUGCCCGACGCUGCGGCCGCGGCGAGCGUCGUCGAGGGCCCGUCCGCGUACGGCACGCUGCACCGCCGCGCGCGGUCGGAGUUCGUGCAGGGGGCAGGCGUCCGUCGCGUCGAGGAGCACGGCAGGGCGGCGGCCGUGGUCGCCGGGUCAGCUUAUCGUCGGAAAUGAGGGACGAUGGCAAGGGCCGCAUGCUGGGUUGCUGCCUCUGAAGUCUGAACAACUUUGGUCGCGGGAGAAUCAGCAAUUCAGCAUUUUGGGGGAGUGGUUAACUAGUACAGUUUGUUAUGUUCAAUUCGUUCUUAGCCGUGCAUGUCAUGUAAUCGAAGAAAGCUGCGAGCUUGUGAGCGUAAACAAGGCGCUCACGGCUCGACAUUUUCGUAAACCCAAAGUCAAGUCUGUCUAUGUUCUGCUGUUUCGAAGAAAAAAAAUGUACAUAUA